This is a messenger RNA of Pochonia chlamydosporia 170, 408 nucleotides long. RefSeq names its product translation initiation factor 1A/IF-1. The transcript has 2 exons. Bases 1 to 408 code for a protein of 135 amino acids. Gene Ontology annotation, biological process: translational initiation. NCBI's taxonomy places the organism in Eukaryota, Fungi, Ascomycota, Sordariomycetes, Hypocreales, Clavicipitaceae. The record is from RefSeq and is a predicted model, not a curated record. Gene Ontology annotation, cellular component: nucleus. Gene Ontology annotation, molecular function: translation initiation factor activity; RNA binding.
AUGGGAAAGCCCAAACGCAAUGUCCUCGCUGCCGCCGAGGAGACUCUAACCCCUCCUGCGUCCCUCGAACCAAACCAAUCUCUCGUCCGCGUCGUCAAGCCUGAAGGAAACAACUUGUACACCUGCGAGCUGGCCAACAAGAAGACCGUCCUCUUGGAGCUUGCACAGCGCUUCCGAAACACAAUUUGGAUAAAACGCGGUGGCUAUGUGCUAGGCGAGCGAUAUGAAGAGGGUGCCAGCGAUACUCGUGCCGAUGGAGAGAUUGUAAAUGUGGUUCGGGACGAAAAGCUCUGGCGAAAGCAGGCUUAUUGGCCGAAGGAGUUUACCAAGAACACCUACGAUCUUAGCGACGACGAGGAUGACUCUAAUGUUGGAAAGAUGCCGCCGAGCGAUUCCGAAGAAGACUGA